Puccinia triticina is the source of this 1065-nucleotide messenger RNA. RefSeq lists its product as uncharacterized. The transcript is spliced from 3 exons. The record is from RefSeq and is a predicted model, not a curated record. NCBI's taxonomy places the organism in Eukaryota, Fungi, Basidiomycota, Pucciniomycetes, Pucciniales, Pucciniaceae. Bases 1 to 1065 code for a protein of 354 amino acids.
AUGAUGGAUCCUUGGUACCCAGGCCCUUCCCCUCUUUCGGCGUUGGAAGUCGAGGCCCGUCGGGCCGCUGCCGAAGAGGCACAAUUCUUACCAAAUGGCCCUGAAAUACCACAAUACUCUACAAGUGUGGGCUAUGAUUUACCGCGGGCCCAUUCGCGCAGCCGCUCCCAUAGUUCCUGUGGUACACCACCCACUUACCCCAAUAAUCGGCCAAAUAUGCUUCCGGGCCAAAGUCAUCCGAUGCCAGCGACAUCGAAUCAUGGAAACUCCAGCUGCUCUGAUCCCUUUCUACCGGUAUCAAACUAUAGUGAAGAAUAUAUUUCUUUUCAACCGCCGUGGAAAGGGGAGAAUAAGUCUGAAACCUUAAGCCAUCCUGGCGACUUUUCUGUGGUUUUCAGCCCUCCAACUCCUGAUUCAAACCAGUAUGACCCUUCGUGGAGGAAAAGGCCUUCAAAUACGCUGCAAUCUAGGUCAUCAGUUAGCAACGAGUGCCAACCAGUUUUUUCUGCUUCCUCUUCGCCAACUUCGGCACAGAAACAGACUCAUUUUAACCCGGUGGAGGCCCAGCCUGACUAUUAUCCGGGAAAAUAUACAUUUAUCAAUCAAGUCUUCAAGCCUCUGUACCCAAUCGGGAAAGAGAAGGAAAUGGGAAGUCAUCACCUCUUGGGACGAGAACAAAGAUUCCCUAAGUCAGAAACUUCGGGAUCCGCGAGGCAAAUCGAUUUUUCGAAAUGUGUCAAACGGCGAUCUGAGAUCUAUGAAAGACCUCCAACAUCAGCCGGAAAGAAGUCCAAGCGUCCAAACGAGAAGCGCUUUCCCUGUCCUGACUGUGGGCGUAUGUUUGCGCGCGCAUUUAACAUGGAAACGCACCGGAAAACUCACAUUGGUUAUCGCCCCCAUCAAUGUCCUAGAUGUCAAAAAAGCUUCUCCAGGCGUCACGACUUGUCUAGACAUCUAGCGGCUGUCCACGAUGAGCGUAGCAAAAAUCAAUCAAAAGGUAUUGAUGUUCAUCCAGACCCUCUUGGGCAACCGCAUGAUUCACAAACAAUUUCUCAGUUCUGCUGA